UAUUUUUAGUGUUUGGAUGUUCGUUGCUCGUCGUUUCUUUUUUUAGAAGACACUAUGAUUUCAUACUUGAUCCUUCUAAACCAUUCGUUACUAGCGGUGGUACAAAUGACGAAUUAACUUAUAAUGCUAUUAAAAAAAAAUUGCAUGCUGUAUUGUUAGAGAACUGGG
Molecule: messenger RNA, 168 nt
Organism: Racocetra persica
Lineage: Eukaryota; Fungi; Glomeromycota; Glomeromycetes; Diversisporales; Gigasporaceae
Source: the annotation of a GenBank genome assembly